Acomys russatus (golden spiny mouse) is the source of this 1955-nucleotide messenger RNA. It is a transcript of the gene Pced1b, whose product is annotated as PC-esterase domain containing 1B. The transcript has a single exon. NCBI's taxonomy places the organism in Eukaryota, Metazoa, Chordata, Mammalia, Rodentia, Muridae. The record is from RefSeq and is a predicted model, not a curated record. The coding region runs from base 82 to 1416 and encodes 444 amino acids.
CUAGCGCUCUCUCUUCUGUUCUAGCAGUUCCCGGGCCCAGCCUGUGCAAAAGAGGGAGCUGAGAGGCGCACCGUGGGCACCAUGGUCCGCCUGCUGGCCUCGGAGGUCCAGCAGCUACUCCAUAACAAGUUUGUGGUCGUCCUUGGGGACUCUGUGCAUAGGGCGGUGUACAAGGACCUGGUGCUCCUCCUGCAGAAGGAUUGCCUGCUCACGCACAAGCAGCUCAGAACCAAGGGGGAGCUGAGCUUUGAAAAGGACCAGCUGAUGAAGGGAGGCGAGCUGGAUACCCUACACAACCGCACCGACUACCGCGAGGUGCGCGAGUUCUGCUCCGACCACCAUCUGGUGCGCUUCUACUUUCUCACCCGGGUCUACUCUGAGUACAUGGAGAGCGUCCUAGAGGAGCUGCAGUCCGGCAGGCACGCCCCAGACGUCAUCAUUAUGAACUCUUGCCUCUGGGAUGUCUCCAGGUAUGGGCAGAAUUUCUUAAGUAGCUACAGACAGAACCUGAAGGACGUGUUUGGGCGCAUGGACCAGGUGCUGCCCAAGUCGUGCCUGCUAGUGUGGAACACUGCCAUGCCUUUGGGCGAUAAGAUCAAGGCGGCCUUCCUCCCGCAAAAGUGUAAGGGCCAGGGCCAGGGCCAGGGCCAGGGCCAGGGCCAGUACCGGAUCUCGGUGGCCACCCUGAAAAGGCGAGUGAACCAAGCCAACUUGUACAGCCAUGCGGAAGCCACGAAACGCUGUUUCGACGUGCUAGACUUAAAUUUCCACUUCCGUCAGUGCAGGAAGCACCUGCAGGGAGACGGCGUGCACUGGAACGAGCACGCACACCGCAGACUCUCCUACCUGCUGCUGGCCCACAUGGCCGAUGCCUGGGGAGUGGAGCUGCCCCAGCGAGACCCAUGGGAACCUGAUCUUGUGCAGUGGGAAAGUUCAGGCCAGGUAGAGGAAAGGCAGCCCCAGGGCAACAGAGGUCCUCAGGCCUUUGCCAUGUCUCCACCCGGGUUUUUCCCCAGACCACCACCACCACCCCUACUCCCACCCCCUGGCUUCUCCGCAAGACCCCCACCCCUACUAGGGUGCCCCAUACCCCCACCUCAGGCGAUGCCCCCGGUACCGCCCUAUCCACAAGAUAGCUAUUUUUCGGCAGACCCCGUUUUCCAGUCAGAUGAGUUCUAUAUGCACUCAGAAGGCCCCUCACCCACCCACACAGGAUAUGCCUUCGAGGGCAACUUUAGCUUUUAUCCUCAGCCACCUGUGCCCAAUUUCCACCCACCCUGUUACCAGCGCCAGGCCCCUGUGGUACACAGGGGCUACCCAAGGCAUCAUGCUCGUGGCCCCUAUAUGCCCUGGAGAGGGAGGCCCAGGAGAGCCCAAAGACAAGCCCCAGCCUGCCAAGAGUCAAGGCCCCAGUAGUCUGACCAAGCCCUUAACCUCUGGAUGGGGCCAUGAGACGUCUGACUUUCCCUUCAGUUGCCACAGUCUACACACACUGACCUUGCAAACUUAAGCCCAGCUAGCCCUGUUUUGGACUUCUCUCUGUUCACUGACAUUAGAAACAGAGGCAGGGAAGAGCAGCCUGGCCCACUCGCUGCUGCCGCCUGAGGCCGUCUCUUACCCUUGAGUGACCAAGCAAGCAUUCUGACUACCUCCCCCUCGCUAUUAUUGCCUUUUUGUAAAAAUAAAAUUGAAAUACAGAAACCAUUCCCAAAAGUGGUUCUGCCUGUUGUGCAUAAGCACGCGAGAGAGUGUUUGUGUUUAAUGGCAGCCUCUCUCUGCAGUUAAACCAUUAGCUCUUGGACCACGGACUGCAUGGAUGUACUCAGUGAGUGGUUUUGACAGCUGCUUAGCAAAUAUUCAAAACAGUUUUAAAGUAAUUCCGAGAGGCUCGUGAAUGGAGCUGAGCCCUCAGGAAGUGGCAGGAAAAUUCCACACUUUACAGAAUUCUAUUUUCU